AUGGCCUCGAGACAUGGCCUGCGGACGUGCGCCGCUUCUAUGCGCGCCGCGGCUGCGCGACAGCAGCCCAUCCGCCAAAUCAGCACCACGGCGGCCCGCCGCCACGACACCGAGCGGCAGCAGCAGCAGGGCCGCACCACACAUUUCGGCUUCGAGACGGUCAAUGAGGCCGAAAAGGCCGGACGCGUCGCCGGCGUCUUCACCAGCGUUGCCGAAUCCUACGAUAAGAUGAACGACCUCAUGUCCUUUGGCGUGCACCGUCUGUGGAAGGACUACUUUGUAUCGUCGCUGAACCCCGGCGCGACGACGCCCCUCGGCCGUCCGCAGAGGAUCCUCGACGUCGCCGGCGGCACCGGCGACAUUGCCUUUCGCAUGGUCGAGCACGCGCACAGCCAAAACGCCAACCCCAACAUCCACGUCACCGUCUCCGACAUCAACCCGGCCAUGCUCGACGUCGGCCGCCAGCGCUCCCUCCGCCUGCCCGCCUCGCACCAGACGUGCCUCGGCUGGCUCGAGGCCAACGCUGAGCAGCUACCCGCCAGCGUCGCCGACAGCUCCCUCGACCUCUACACCGUCGCCUUUGGCAUCCGCAACUUCACCGACAUUCCCGCCGCCCUGCGCGAGGCCCAUCGCGUGCUCAAGCCUGGCGGCGUCUUCGCCUGCAUGGAGUUCAGCAAGGUCGGCAACCCGCUGCUCAACGCCAUCUACAAGCAGUGGUCCUUCAGCGCCAUCCCCCUCAUCGGCCAGCUCGUCGCCGCCGACCGCGACAGCUACCAGUACCUCGUCGAGAGCAUUGAGCGCUUCCCCAGCCAGGACGAGUUCAGGGAUAUGAUCAAGGAUGCUGGCUUCGAGGUUGCAGGUUGUGGAUACGAGAAUCUGACGGGUGGCGUGGCCGCCAUUCAUAAGGGCAUCAAGCCACUGAAAUAA
Akanthomyces muscarius is the source of this 927-nucleotide messenger RNA. RefSeq lists its product as uncharacterized. The record is from RefSeq and is a predicted model, not a curated record. The transcript has 2 exons. The coding region runs from base 1 to 927 and encodes 308 amino acids. NCBI's taxonomy places the organism in Eukaryota, Fungi, Ascomycota, Sordariomycetes, Hypocreales, Cordycipitaceae. Gene Ontology annotation, molecular function: methyltransferase activity. Gene Ontology annotation, biological process: ubiquinone biosynthetic process.